Molecule: messenger RNA, 446 nt
Organism: Colletotrichum navitas
Lineage: Eukaryota; Fungi; Ascomycota; Sordariomycetes; Glomerellales; Glomerellaceae
Exons: 1
Coding region: 54-329 (91 amino acids)
Source: RefSeq, a predicted model, not a curated record
GUGACGGGGAUGGACGCUGCGGUUUGUUGUUAUCGUCGAGGGCGGCGCGGGAGAUGGGACGAGGUGGACGCGUACGGGUUGUGUUGAUCGUUCGUCUGAUCUUAUUAGAUCCGGAGUUAUGCUAUAGCCCCGUACACGGUGUGGGUGUAUGUGUGUGCCGCGAAGAGGCGGGGGGGUGCGUGUACAUGUUCGGAACUAUCGAACGCAUUGAUGGGAAGAGAUCCCGUUAUUGGUUGUUGGGCGGAUGGAGAUGUGAAGUAUCGGUUGACGUGUCGAGAGGACGCGGUGGCGGAUACGGGGUUGGUCAACGUUGGCAAAGCGGUUUGUGAGAAGUCUAUACUGCGGAGAUCGUGGUUUGGGAUGGCCGUGUACGGUGUGCGUGUAUGAUCGAGACUCGACAGGGAGGCCGGGCACGUCCAGCCGCAAGGAGUUGCUGGCUGGUCGAC